Molecule: messenger RNA, 198 nt
Organism: Clunio marinus
Lineage: Eukaryota; Metazoa; Arthropoda; Insecta; Diptera; Chironomidae
Source: the annotation of a GenBank genome assembly
AUGGUGAGCUCAGUUAAAACAUUUAAAUUAACACCAAUAUAUGAAAAUGACAAUAAUGAUGUAAUUAGAUUUGCAAAAUUGUAUUCUAAACUUGAAACUUUCAAGGUCUUCAGUUCAUUUCAAGCUUUGAGAUUAAGUAUAGAUUUAUAUUCUGAAAGUUCAAAUAAAUUAAUGAUUGCCAGUGGCUAUAAUAAUUAA